This is a messenger RNA of Vitis vinifera (wine grape), 2679 nucleotides long. Its product is annotated as adagio protein 1. The record is from RefSeq and is a predicted model, not a curated record. The transcript is spliced from 2 exons. Gene Ontology annotation, cellular component: SCF ubiquitin ligase complex; nucleus; cytosol. Gene Ontology annotation, molecular function: protein binding. Gene Ontology annotation, biological process: response to blue light; circadian rhythm. Bases 400 to 2241 code for a protein of 613 amino acids. NCBI's taxonomy places the organism in Eukaryota, Viridiplantae, Streptophyta, Magnoliopsida, Vitales, Vitaceae.
GCAUAGAGAGAGAAAGACGGGGGCGAGUGAUGCUUUCACAAAUCAAAGCUUGAGGCUCCACAAUCCUUAUCUUGCCGAACCGUCCACAACUCCCAUUUUUGGGCAAUAACACCAGUAUCGCCCUCUUGUUGCCUCUAACCAAAUCCAUCAACCCAUAACCGUAAACCCCCAAAUGCGAAACCCCUGAUUCUCCACUCCCGCAAUCGCCACAACCCAUUGUUUUGUUUUGAAAUUUAGGUCUCUUCCUGCUGUCAUCUCUCGUAGAUUUUGCUAUUUCCUAGUUCCUGGUACUGGGUUUUGCUCUAAUUGUUCAGAAGAUUGUCAUUCGUUCAUUUCCGGUGUCGGGUUUUCAAUUCAUGGGUUGAAAGAGAGAUCUGCGCUGAUCUGAGAUUGUGCGUCAUGGAGUGGGACAGCAAUUCGGAGGAGGGCAGCGGAGGCGAGGACGAAGAGGGAUUCUUGCUCAGUGAUGGUGGUCCGCUGCCGUUCUCCGCCGGGAGUUUGCUCGAAACGGCGCCAUGUGGGUUUGUGGUGUCCGACGCUUUGGAGCCCGACUUCCCCAUUAUAUAUGUGAACACUGGGUUUGAACUCGUUACUGGGUAUAGAGCUGAGGAAAUUCUGGGUCGGAAUUGCCGUUUCCUCCAAUGUAGAGGACCUUUUGCUAAAAGAAGACAUCAACUGGUGGACUCCACUGUAGUUUCAGAAAUUCGUAGAUGCCUUGAGCUUGGGGUAGAAUUCCAAGGGGAUUUAUUAAACUUCAGAAAAGAUGGGUCUCCAUUGAUGAACAGACUGCGGCUGACGCCAAUUUAUGGGGAUGACAAAACCAUAACCCAUGUUAUUGGUAUUCAGUUCUUUACAGAAGCAAAUCUUGAUCUGGGGCCGCUUCCGGGAUCUGUUACCAAGGAGUCUUACAGAUCUUUUGACCGAUUCUCUUCUGAUCUCAUGUCUUCCCGCUCUAUUCCAUCUGGGAGUGUAAAUGCUGGUCAUGAAGUUUGUGAGAUGUUUCAACUGAGCGAUGAAGUAUUGUCUCACAAGAUACUCUCUCGGUUGACACCUAGGGACAUUGCUUCCGUUGCUUCUGUAUGUAAACGACUUUAUCAGUUAACAAAGAAUGAGGAUCUUUGGAGAUUGGUUUGCCAAAAUGCAUGGGGCUGUGAAACAACUAGGGUUUUAGAGACAGUGCCUGGGGCAAAGAGACUAGGGUGGGUCCGACUAGCUAGGGAAUUAACAACUCUUGAAGCUGCUGCAUGGAGGAAGCUAACAGUUGGAGGUGCUGUGGAGCCUUCUCGUUGCAAUUUCAGUGCAUGUGCUGUUGGGAAUCGCGUUGUUCUCUUUGGUGGUGAAGGGGUUAACAUGCAACCAAUGAAUGACACAUUUGUAUUGGAUUUAAAUGCUACUAACCCUGAAUGGCAACAUGUUAAGGUGAGCUCUCCACCCCCAGGCCGUUGGGGUCACACCCUUUCUUGUGUGAAUGAUUCCCUUUUGGUUGUCUUUGGAGGCUGUGGAAGGCAGGGUUUACUGAAUGAUGUAUUUGUAUUGGAUUUGGAUGCAAAGCAUCCUACAUGGCGUGAGAUUUCAGGAUUGGCCCCACCACUUCCCAGAUCCUGGCACAGCUCCUGCACUCUGGAUGGCACUAAGUUAGUAGUUUCAGGUGGUUGUGCAGACUCUGGAGUCCUUCUCAGUGACACUUUUCUGCUUGAUCUUGCAACGAUUGAGAAACCUGUCUGGAGAGAGAUUCCAGUUGCAUGGACCCCACCUUCUCGUUUGGGUCACUCACUCUCGGUUUAUGGAGGCAGGAAGAUUUUGAUGUUUGGCGGUCUAGCCAAGAGUGGGCCUCUUCGGUUCCGCUCCAGUGAUGUUUUUACUAUGGAUCUUAGCGAAGAAGAACCAUGCUGGAGAUGUGUAACUGGAAGUGGGAUGCCUGGUUCUGGAAAUCCAGCUGGUACAGCUCCUCCUCCUCGCCUUGAUCAUGUGGCCGUGAGCCUUCCAGGUGGCAGGAUUCUGAUCUUUGGUGGUUCUGUAGCUGGUCUUCACUCUGCAUCUCAGUCAUAUCUACUGGACCCAACUGAUGAGAAACCUACUUGGAGAAUAUUAAAUGUGCCCGGGCGCCCCCCAAGAUUUGCUUGGGGGCAUAGUACAUGUGUUGUUGGAGGAACAAGAGCUAUAGUGCUUGGAGGACAAACUGGAGAGGAGUGGAUGCUGAGCGAGCUCCAUGAGCUUUCAUUGGCGAGUUACGUUGUGUGAAUCUGAACAAAUGUAGAGGUAAGUUUACGAAUGAGGAAUUGUUGCUAGAGAAUAAACUCUACUGAAACAAAAACAACGUGAAUUGGGGAUAAGGGAUUGUAUCAGUGAUGAAUGAAACAAGGAAGUAAGACCCCUGUCAAGUAAUUCCCAUGUGGUUGUUGUGAUGUUUCUUGUGAUUUCUCCAACCUCUCGUUUUUCAAAUUAUUGUGCUGCCACUUCGGAUUCAUAAUUUGAUGGUAAGGCAUCUGUCUCUUUAUGCUCUUGUUUGUGAUGCACUUCCUUGUUCCAGGUUGUUCUGACCAGGGAUCAAUGGCAUGUUGGCUUAGUUCCUUGCUUCUUUGCGAGGCAUUUUGUUAUAUGCACUGCCAAAAAUUCUUUUGUUGGGUCAAAUGCUACUUGGUUUUAUGAAUGAUAUGGAAGGAUAAGAUCUUUAUAAGA